Molecule: messenger RNA, 2988 nt
Organism: Brienomyrus brachyistius
Lineage: Eukaryota; Metazoa; Chordata; Actinopteri; Osteoglossiformes; Mormyridae
Product: transmembrane 7 superfamily member 3-like
Exons: 12
Coding region: 234-1877 (547 amino acids)
Source: RefSeq, a predicted model, not a curated record
GCCAUCCGGAAGAGCAAAAGAGGCUGAAGCACUUUCUGCAGGCUCCGUUUCGGAAAUGAUUCUCGGAGGCCGAGCGCCCUGAACUCGCUCCGCUUCGUCACCCACCGACUCUCCAGCCUCGGAUCCACCUGGAUAGCGGCGCCUCGGACCCUGAGAACUACGGUCGGCCGCCGAACCCCGAACCCCCGCAUCUGUGGCCGCACUUUCGGCUUCACAUAUUUACGUCGGACGCCAUGAAGUCGCACCUUGCUUUGCUGUUUCUGCGGCUUUUUUCAACAUUUGCUGUAAACGGGCUUUAUGCACGCGAAACGGCAUCGGAUAAUACAGCAGACGUGACGAACGUGCCCAUGAUCGGCACCUCGGUCGUCACCCUGAACACCACUGCGGUCCGGCUGCGCUGGAGAGCCGCGGAUCCCCUGCUCGCCGGCCUGCUGGUGCAGCUCCAUACCCUGGCCGAGACCGUCACCGUCUCCACCUCCCCGACGUUCCCACCGGACUCGUCCUACAGCGGGACUAGCGCCGGCCUCUGGGUGGCGCUGUCGUCCUUUGACAUUAACGUCGACGUGUACGCGCGCGCCAGCGGCGUGACUAACGCCAGCGUCUCCGCUACGGGAUUCACUCAGGAAGAUCCGGUCCCUGGAGCCUGCAAUUUGGAAUUCCGGAUGGAGAACGAUCCCAAUGUGCACCUGAGUUUCUCCGAGUUCGAGACGGUGAUGGAAUUCGCGCCGGCCAACGUCGGCGCAGCCAGGGGUGAGGACCCUUUGUCCUGUGACGCCGGGCAGGGCAGCCAUUCCAGGUGGCAGCUAACCUAUGAGGUCUACCAGUACUUCUUGCCUGAAGGUGACCUCAGCGAAGGGGCCCUGUUUGAUGGGCUGAAGGUGGUGGAUUCCGUGGAAGCGGUCAGACGGCACGGGAGUAAGAUGUCUUCACUGAGCUCAUCCUCGAAGACGCAGCUGUAUGGCCAUGCUUUCACCGGCAUCGGUGUCAUCCAUGUGGUUGUGGUGUCGGAUCCCAGCCUUAACACCUCUUCCCUCUAUGUCCCAGCUGUGACAUACAGCUGCUAUUUCAGCUCUGUGGUGCCACCUACCUGUCACACACAAGGAGAGAUCUUCUCGCUGAUGUUCUUCACCCUCCUGGGGACCUGUGGCCUGUUUGUCUGCUUCACUGGGCACCGCUUCCUGGAGGCCGAGUACUUCUUCUUCGGGUUCCUGAUUUCCAGUUUCCUGUGUAUCCUGCUGAUGGGCCGAUACUCCGGACAAAGCCUUCAAUUGUGUGUGCUGUACAGUGCUGUCGCUGGCUGGUGGGGGGGCUUUCUUUGUGCCCUCUGCAGGUGGCGAUUCGGCAUGCCGCUGCUUCUCACCUCCCUAGCCGGCCUGGUGUUGGGAACUGUGAUGACAGCGGUCGUCAUGGUCACCCCCAUCGUGAACACAGAGCCCUUGCGGAAUGAUCUGCUGUACUGGGUGUGUGUGGCGACUGGGGCACUGGUGCUGCCUGUGCUCAUGCUGUCCUGCACCAGAGCCCUCAACAUGGCUGCCAGUGCCAUAGUGGGGUCCUACAUGGCAGUCGCGGCCCUCGGGCUCUACCUGCAUGCAGCGCUGCCCCAUGUCAUCUCCAGCGCGCUGCUGAGGCGGGCUGUCAGCCCCUCCUACCACCAGGCCCUCCUCGUGCUGCCCUUCCAGAUCCUCGAUGGCCUGCUGAUUUUCCUCUGGGGGGCGCUAAUGGUAUGCGGGUUGCUUUCCCAGUGGCGGCUCACUAGAGGCAGGCCGCACUUCCCUCAGUGUCCCUACCAGAAAAGAAGGCAGCUAUGCGGGCAGCCCCGGCCCGUGGAUGAGAGGACCCCGCUCUUGUUUGAUGGGCAGGACUUUGGGUCUCAGUGAGGCUGCGCUGUCGUGAAUCCGUCCCUGAUGGGGGGGCCAUCCGGCAGAGAGAGCAGCUGAAAGUGUCGCAUCCACAAACACCGGUAGUGCCUUAGUCUCAUCGCGCCUCGUCUCACUUGGAUAUAAGCACUGAUGAGCAAUGAUUCCUGUGACCUUUCGGCAAACCACGGAAGCGCGGGUGGCAAAGUCAGCUUGUUAGGGUAAAAAGGGAAAAGCCCGUAUCACAGAUUCGUGCCAAAAUCGCGAAUCGUCUGUUUUUAAGGGAAUCCUAGCCGGUAUAAUUUCCUACCCUGAUGUAUCGUCAUCCCCUUUCUGUCAGGGUUCGACACUGAAAGAGUGACUCGGGGUGGCAGGGAAUGAAACAGUGACGAGAGCCUCCUACUGCAAGGGACACGGCGGGGGACAGUCACAGGAGCAGCUCUGAGCUCUUUUUAAUCGUCAAAUCUUUUAUUAAUAAGCUCAGCUAUAAAUAGUCUCUAGGAGCCAUAAAUCCUCCUUUGGCUGUCUUUGUCCAGACUGAUGCUUCUCUCUGCUGGUAAAAUUGGCCUGACGGGGGCGCUAUACGUUGUGGUUUAGCUGCUCUACUGCACUUGCACAGCUCCACUGGGUACAGUUACAGUGCCUUGAUCUGCCAUAGUGCUGUGGUUCUUCGGAUGUGGGUCCGAGAAUCCGGCCUCGCUUUGGCUGUGAUCCCAUGCAUUUCCGGUGUGGGGGUGUCGUGUUUAUUCGGGAUCCGUUAAGAUUUUUAUUCACUGCUGCAUAAUGUACCUUUAAUAAAGGUCCUUUGUACUGUGACUUAUGAUAGUAGGUAGUUGGUUCUCUUCCUGAGUGCGUUAUGCAUGAGUAUCAGGUGAUGCAAUAAUGUUGGAUGUUCACAUAGUGUUAAUGUUCCACAUGUGAAAUAAUUUGUAAUUCGUUCAUUAAAAUUCCAUAUUGUAAAUCUUGUUCGAUUUUUUUGUACUGUGACUUACGAUAGUAGGUAGUUGGUUCUCUUCCUGAGUGCGUUAUGCAUGAGUAUCAGGUGAUGCAAUAAUGUUGGAUGUUCACGUAGUGUUAAUGUUCCACAUGUGAAAUAAUUUGUAAGUCGUUCAUUAAAAUUCCCUAUUGUAAA